Molecule: messenger RNA, 2732 nt
Organism: Pocillopora verrucosa
Lineage: Eukaryota; Metazoa; Cnidaria; Anthozoa; Scleractinia; Pocilloporidae
Product: calpain-B
Biological process (GO): proteolysis
Cellular component (GO): cytoplasm
Molecular function (GO): calcium ion binding; calcium-dependent cysteine-type endopeptidase activity
Source: RefSeq, a predicted model, not a curated record
UCGAACUAUCAGCCCCCUAUCGAGUAACAAUGAUUUUAAUGAGACUUGAUGAACAACUGUAAACACACAAUGACUCAAUCGAACGAGGAUCAAAACUACGGAAAUGCCAUUGAAUUGUUAAGAGAAUAUAAUUCCACGCCAUACGCCAUACAGCGGACAAGUCAAUAAGGCAAUAAGGUUGAGCUUUAGGGCAACUGCCAUUUGUGGGUGAUUUAUGAACGAUGUCCUUAAGGCGAGCCCUACCAAAAGAGAAAUACCUUUCCCUGCAGAGAGAGCUCCUAAGGAAAGGCGAAUUGUAUGAAGACAGAGAAUUCCCGCCAGUAUUUCGCAGUAUUUUCACUAAAACACGUCCAUCUGUAAAUCUUCAAUGGAAAAGACCAAAGGACAUCAGCAGGACAGAGCCCAAGUUCUUCACCAAAGGUAUCAGCAGAACUGACGUUGCCCAAGGGAGAAUGUUGAACUGUUGGUUUGUGGCAGCAGUGGCAUCGUUGACAGACUCAGAGGAAUUAUUCUAUGCCGUCUGCCCGCAGGAUCAGGGCUUUGAGCCAGGCACGUAUUGUGGAAUGUUUAGAUUCAACUUCUGGCGUUUUGGUGAAUGGGUAGAAGUCAUCAUUGAUGACUACCUGCCGACGCACAAUAACAAGUUGUACUACGCUAGAUCCAGUGAUCCUGAUGAGUUUUGGAGCGCAUUGUUAGAAAAAGCUUAUGCCAAAGUGUGUGGAUCCUAUGAAGCCAUGGGAUUAGGCCGAAUAAGCGAAGCGCUGCAAGAUUUUACAGGAGGCGUAAUCGAGAUGAUAAACCUACAGGCACCACCACCAGACGUCUUUAAGGUUUUACAAAAAGCUCUUGAGCGCCAUUCACUGAUGGGUACUUCUAUAGAGACAACCGCUCAGUCUGGUCAGAGAACGUUACCAAAUGGACUCAUAACCGGGCAUGCGUACUCCAUCACAGGUUUGACUAAGGUUAAUCUUCUUACUUUGGGAAUACCAGAGGCGAAACUAAUCCGUCUCAGAAAUCCACACGGAAAUAGUUCAGAAUGGAAGGGAGCCUGGAGCGACAGGUCUGAUGAGUGGAAUCUCUUGUCAAAUGAAGAACGAAAGCGACUAGACCUUGUGUUCGACGACGACGGAGAAUUUUGGAUGACAAUGGAGGAUUUUGUGGCGAACUUCACACGUGUGGAGAUCUGUAUGCUGACCCCUGACAGCGUUUUGGAAGAAGAUAAGAAAAAAUCAUGGAAAAUACAACGAGAAAAAGGUCGUUGGCAAACUGAUGCGACCGCAGGUGGAUGUAGGAAUUUCAUAGACACGUUCCACAUAAAUCCUCAAAUAAGGAUUCAUUUAGAGGACCCGGAUGAGGAUGAUGACGAUGACCUCUGUUCGAUGGUAGCGUCGCUCAUGCGCAUUGAUCGAAAGAGAACCCCAGCCAAUGAGAGGCCUCCUAUUGGGUUUGCUAUUUACAAGGUACCGGAAGAUAUGGCCGGCAGAAAGGAGCGCUUUGGCAGGCGGUUUUUUGAGACGACCAAGGCUCAAGUGAUGACAAACUCAUUUACAAAACUGAGGGAGAUAAGCUGUCGAUAUUCCCUACCUAAAGGAGAAUACGUGCUGGUUCCAUCCACAUUUUACCCUCGUCAAGAAUCCGAAUUUCUUUUAAGAAUAUUUUCCGAGAAACCUCACGAUACAAGGGAAAUUGACGUGGAAACAAAAAUAACGCUGCUACCCAAGCCAACAGUGUCAACAGAGGAGGCCGGAGACAUUGAUAAACAAUUUUGGACCACGUUUCAAAAAUUUUCAGGAGAGGAUGGUGAAAUUGAUCAAUAUGAACUACAGGAGAUCUUGACCAAAGCAUUUGCUUCUUUGAUGAACUCAAACACGUUUAGCUUGGAAGCUUGCAGGAGUAUGAUUGCAAUGUUUGAUGGAGACAAAACAGGAGCGUUAGGAUAUAAUGAGUUUAGAGGAUUGUGGACAAUUCUUGGACAGUGGAAGGCCGUUUUCUUCCGUUUUGACAAAGACCAAAGUGGUGAUAUGAACCUGUUCGAGCUCCGCGACGCUCUCAAAUCAUUAGGAUAUCAACUCAGUAAUUCUGCGCUGAGCGCAAUCAUCCUGAGGUAUCACAACAAGAAAGGCACGAUUCCAUUCGAUAUCUUCAUACAGAUUUUGGUCCGUGUCAUAGUCAUGUUCGAUACUUUUAGAAGACACGCAAUGAGCCGAGGUCGACGAUCAGAGAAAGCCGUGUUCACCAUCGACGACUUCAUCGAAUCGACGUUGACCGUUUGAUCAAAAGUGACGGAAAGGUGAAUCAGUGGUAGUGCAGAGAAAAACUGUGACUGAUGAGUGGCAAAGGCAACCUGGUGCGAGUUAAAAGACGAAGCAUAAUUUUGAUCUCAUGCCGGCAACAGGAAGAAGCGGAUGCUGACCAAAACAUUGGUCUCUAAACUGAUAUUAUGUUGCUUUCUAAAAGCUGUGGAUCCUCAUUUAGGUUAAUGUAAGCUGAAACGUUUGUAUCAGUGCAAAUAUUGCUUAUUUUUCUAGACAUUUUUAGCGAAUCAGAAAUUUGCUUAAAAGCGAAAUGGAAAUUUUUGAUGUUCCAAAAAGAGGAAGAAGUCUUUGUUAGUAUUAUUCCAAAAUAACCCUACUCCAUUUCUUUAAAUUUGAACCUUGUUAUGAAAUGUUUCAGUCCAGUUUAUAUAUACCUGGAUUAGGAAAAAAUUACUAGUAUUCAUUGUAAGCUUUUUA